AUGGCGCUGGUGACCAUAGUCUCCCAGAAGAAGCAGAUAAAGCGGAAGGCUCCCCGUGGCUUUCUAAAGCGAGUCUUCAAGCUACAGAAGCCUCAACUUCGUCUGGAGAAAAGUGGUGACUUACUGGUCCAUCUGAACUGCUUACUGUUUGUUCAUCGAUUAGCAGAAGAGUCCAGGACAAACGCUUGUGAGAGUAAGUGUAGAGUCAUUAACAAGGAGCAUGUACUGGCUGCAGCAAAGAUAAUUCUAAAGAAAAGCAGAGGUUAG
This is a messenger RNA of Rhinopithecus roxellana (golden snub-nosed monkey), 267 nucleotides long. Its product is annotated as centromere protein W-like. Gene Ontology annotation, biological process: chromosome segregation; kinetochore assembly; mitotic cell cycle. The coding region runs from base 1 to 267 and encodes 88 amino acids. NCBI's taxonomy places the organism in Eukaryota, Metazoa, Chordata, Mammalia, Primates, Cercopithecidae. The record is from RefSeq and is a predicted model, not a curated record. Gene Ontology annotation, molecular function: protein heterodimerization activity; DNA binding. Gene Ontology annotation, cellular component: kinetochore; nucleoplasm. The transcript has a single exon.